GAUACAUUGCCAAAAAAUACCAACCCUUCCGGCUAAUUUUUGUUUUUUACUGCACUUCUACAACCAACUUGGAUACAAUUAAGUUGUAGAAAAAAGUAUAAACGUUACAUACUUGUUAUAUACGCAGCCACCUUCGUGCGAUAAGUGUUUAUUUGUUUCGGUUCAUAAUUGUAGUCAACGAGUGGUUCACAAACCCUGUAAAGCUCAGAGUAACUAGUAUCGCUGCUGAGGUGUGUGUGUCUCGCUCGCUCACAUGUCGUGUACGCUUGUUAGCCCCUCUGGAGCUCGGGUCCCCCUGGAGAACGGACGAGCUGUGAUUCUGGGCCGGGGUCCGGACACUGGGGUCACCGACAAGAAAUGCUCCAGGCACCAGGUGAAGGUGGUGGCUUGCUUUGCAGACCAGGAUGUGGUUGUUACUCAGCUGGGUCCCAAUCCCAGUUUCCUGGAUGGUGAGAAGCUGGGCCGGAGCCAGUCUGGUAGACUCACCCAUGGAGGCACCCUCUUCCUAGUUAACCAGAGCCACCCAUUUAAACUGUUCUACUCCCUGAGCUCAAAUGAUUCCACCUCCAGCACUGCACAGAAAGGACAUAAAGCCGCAGAUAAGACAAAAGGCGGGAGAAACGGGAAAGAAAAAGAGGCACAGUCGAGUCCAGACAUCAAGCGCAGUAUAAAGGAUUUCUUUUCUAAAUCUCCAAUGAAGUCAUCUAAAAGACAGCUGAGCCCAGAGAGUGAAAACCCCGAGGGGAAGCGCCAACGAAGAGACGAGGAGGCCUCUGACAGACAAACGAAGGAAGAGGAGGAGGAAAGAAUGGCAGAGGAAAGGCUCAAGCAGCUACAGGAGUUGGCAGAGAAGUCUAUUACACAGCCUUCAUCAUCUUCAUCCUCUUCAAAGGGCUGUCUAAAGAGCAGCUGGCAGCAGAUCAGCAACCUGAUGCUUUACACUGCUGCUGGUGUCAAGGGGAGUGACAAGAUUGCUGGGUUUGACAUAGAUGGCUGCAUCAUCACUACCAAGUCUGGGAAAGUCUUUCCCACUGCGCCAGAUGACUGGAAGAUUCUGUAUCCUGAAAUCCAGCCCAGGUUGACCAACUUGUUGAAGAAAGGAUACAAGGUGGUGUUCUUCACCAACCAGAUGGGGAUCGCCAAAGGCAAACUGAGACCAGAAGUCUUCAAGUCUAAAGUGGAGGACAUCCUCAACACGCUGCAGCUACCUGUGCAGGUGUUUGUAGCAUCCGGUCCUGGUAUCUACAGGAAACCAGUGAUGGGAAUGUGGAAACACUUGUGUGAGAAGGCAAAUGAGGGCGUGACUGUGGACAAGACGCAGAGUUUUUAUGUUGGAGACGCUGCAGGUCGGCCAGAGAACUGGGCUCCAGGGAAGAAGAAGAAGGAUUUCUCCUGCAGUGACCGACUGUUUGCUCUGAACAUUGGGUUGCAGUUCCACACCCCAGAGGAGUACUUCCUAGGCUGGAAGAGCGCCCCCUACAGCCUGCCUAAUUUUGACCCUAGGAAGAUUGACUCCACUGGAAGACUGUACGACCCACAGUCUGCCUCUCUCACCUCUAGCAAGACAGAAGUCAUUGUUGCCGUGGGUUUCCCUGCAUGUAAGAGAAAAAGGACAGUGUAUCAUCUUUUCUGUUCUCCCCUUCCACUAGCAUCAAUCGGAUCUUUUUCUCUUUCUUUCUUAUCAGCUGGUAAAUCCACAUUCUUCCACACCCACAUCAUUCCAAAAGGCUAUGUGUACGUCAACAGGGACACACUCGGCUCAUGGCAGAACUGUGUGUCAGCAUGUGAGCGUGCUCUGAAAGAAGGCCGCAGCGUCGCCGUGGACAACACCAACCCAGAUCCAGAGUCUCGCAAACGAUAUGUGGAUGUGGCCAAGGCAGCUGGAGUGCCGUGUCGCUGUUUCCACUUCACAGCCUCUCUGGAGCAUGCCAAACACAACAACAAAUUCCGUGAGAUGGCUCCAUCAGACAGCAAACACGCCAAGGUCAAUGACAUGAUUUUCCACAGCUACAAGAAAAACUUUGUGGUUCCUGCUCUUCCUGAGGGAUUCUCUGAGAUCCUUCAGAUCUACUUUGUGCCAAACUUUAAAGACAGCCAAUCAGAAACCCUGUACCGACAGUUUUCUGAGGGCUGAUAGGACAGCUGGCUUCAUAACACCUUUGACUUUCACAUUCUUACUGACACAAAAAAAAAAUGAGAUGAGGUGUAAGAUCCAACCAACAAGCAACAUAGAAAAACACACAAAGUUAGUCAGUAGACACUGAUUUCUGUUUCAGCUGAUGGACUGUCUGGGCUACCCACUGGCAUAUGUGCAGUGCUUUUAUGUCCUAGCUUAUAUGGAUAUUGUAUGGCCAAUGGCCUCUAACUAGGACAAUUUACGUUAACUAGACUUUAUAAAACAAAUCAAAGUAUCCAUAUAAAUGUAAUGCAUCAUGCAUGUUGCACAUGUUAAGUUUAGCAAGGAUACAGUGUGAGAACAAGAAUAAUUACUUUUUAUGUUGUGUAUGACAAAACAUCUUCCUUUACAAGUGUGUUUACUGCACCACAGCUAUAGAAAAUCAACAGUAAUCCAUUUGACAAUAAAGCUUUAGUAACCACUUGA
This is a messenger RNA of Etheostoma spectabile (orangethroat darter), 2602 nucleotides long. It is a transcript of the gene pnkp, whose product is annotated as polynucleotide kinase 3'-phosphatase. Gene Ontology annotation, biological process: DNA repair. Gene Ontology annotation, cellular component: nucleus. Bases 254 to 2134 code for a protein of 626 amino acids. The record is from RefSeq and is a predicted model, not a curated record. The transcript has 16 exons. NCBI's taxonomy places the organism in Eukaryota, Metazoa, Chordata, Actinopteri, Perciformes, Percidae. Gene Ontology annotation, molecular function: polynucleotide 3'-phosphatase activity; ATP-dependent polydeoxyribonucleotide 5'-hydroxyl-kinase activity; protein binding.